CACGAACACGACCCUCCGAAUGUAACUGACUGAUUUCAACAGGAAAAUAUGACACUUGAGUGCGCCUUUUUGUUCGAUCAAACGGCCAGUCGUGCGAAGUAGGUUUUCUUUCACCAGUACGAACGCGUGAAUGGAAUAGAGCAAGCAUUGUUGUCCUUCGCGCAUCAACCACCGGUUGUUUGGAGCUUUCCCGCUUGCUUUGUCAUGUUUAUGAAAUGUCACUAAUGCUGCCUAUGCUGCAACGUAACAUAUAUAGCGCUGUCCCUUUCGUAAUCUAGCCAGCAGAUACGAUGGAAAAACAAUCGAUUUUCCAAUCUGUUAUCUAGUAGAGCAGUCAAGCAAUGAUUUGAUUUUCUUUGAAAUUCUAAGGCAAAAUGUGUACAUAUGUAAAAUAGUAGUGCUUCGAAUACUAAGACGGAACAGUUCCAAUGAUUUCACAUGAGGUAAACUAUUUUGUAGAUAGUAAAAAACGAUCUGAGAAGCGGGAAGCCAAAACUGCUAACAUGACGAUGAAAACAGGUGAUUUUGACUUCGAAAAGCAUAUGGAGCAGUUCGAUUUCGAGACUUCUGCUAUCCACCGAAAACUACAAAGCAAGGUUGAAGCGUUAAAAAUUAUGAGAAAUGAGCUAGAAAAAUUUCGCUCGGAAAGAGACCAGUUCAAGCUUAUGGCUGAAACUCUUCAAAUGCGGUACACUACUCUCAAAAACAGCGUAAAUAGCUCAGAACUGCAAAUCGCUGGACUUGGUCAUAAUUCCGCGGUAAGUUUGAUUGUCAACCAAACUAGGGAACGAAACAUGUCACUAAGCACCGAAAUCGAAGCGUUACGGCAACGGAUUAUCGAAUUGGAAGGUGACAUCAAGGUACUGCGUACCAAAAACGCCGAUCUGCAAGCCAUUUGCAGUAAGCUCAGAUCGGCGGAAGAUAUGAUGCUGAGAGGAAACGGCACCAUCUUUUGGCAGAAGGAAAAGUCCAAACUUAUCUGUCAAAUGGAAAACCUCAAGAAGAAAAAUGCUCAGCUGCAAUACGAUAUUCGUUCGCUAAUAGACGAAAAGGAAGAAAUAGUUGUGGAACGUGAUGCCUACAAGUGUAAAGCCCACCGUCUAAACCACGAACUGUCUGUCGUACUAAAAGGUGACAAGUCACAACAGCAAAUACUGGACGUGGAUGGACUUAUUUUGGAAAACAAAUAUCAGCAGGAAAAGAUUGUCAACUUGGAAAACGAGCUUGAAUUAGCAAAGCAAUCGGCCACCAAGUACAAGAACAUGCUAGACACGAACCGAAAAAAAGGAAUUAUUAAGCUGGGAAGCAGCAAUAAUCGAACGAUCAUGUCUCACACACAAGUAAAAACACUCCUGGAAUGUGGCACCGUAGAUGAAAUUCCCCUCAAGGCAGCAACCAUUUCGGAACUUAAAUCCCUCUGUCUGGGACUGUUAGAUAAUGUCAAUGACAAAAGUCUAGCGCUUUCGCACCAAAAGAAAACCAACAAAUUAUUGGCCACCAAAAUUUCUGAACUGGAGCAGCGAAUACACGCAUUAACAGGGAACAGUGAUACCGGUGUGUCUUGUCUGUCUCCGUCGCAAAUCCUGCUGAACGGUUACACUUCCGGAACUGUCGACCUUGAUGUAAGCGAAGAACGGAAGCAAAUCAAAAUCUCCGCGCGAUCCGAGUAUACCGACAGUGGUGGAGGAGCAGGCUGCGAGGCAACAAGCUCCAAUACAUCCCAAGGCCUUCCGACGGAACUUCUAUCGUCGGAAUCCAAUAAAAGUCUACCAAGUUGUUCGGAACUGGGUGACCGUGAAUACGUUAACGAGUCGAGCUCUUCCGAUUUCACAUCCAAUGAAGAAGAAACUGGCGGUAUUCGAUUAGUACCAUACGUCAACGCAGAAAAAGACUGGCAAUCAUGCGACUCAAAACUUCCAGACUUACCGCCUGAAAUAGCUGCACUCGUCGAACAGUUCAUUGCUGAAAUGGACAACAAUGAUGUGGCCGAUAAUUGAAACCGGAAGGAACCAGUUAUCACUUCGCAGUAUGGGAGGAGUUUUCACACAGACAGGCACAUGCGUAUUUUUUAGCACUUCUAGUCAAGCAGAAAGGUGCUGCCGCAUUUGGCAAUUGUCAUCUCUUAGCCUUAAAAACGGAUGCUCUAAACAACUCACUUUCUUGUCUACCGAAUCAACAACGCGGCUAAUUCAUGUUGUAAGAUAAAAUAAAAACUUAAAGCGAGUACA
This is a messenger RNA of Wyeomyia smithii (pitcher-plant mosquito), 2228 nucleotides long. RefSeq names its product coiled-coil domain-containing protein 149. Lineage: Eukaryota; Metazoa; Arthropoda; Insecta; Diptera; Culicidae. The record is from RefSeq and is a predicted model, not a curated record. Bases 429 to 1997 code for a protein of 522 amino acids. The transcript is spliced from 5 exons.